GAGGCGCGCCGCCGCCUGCCCGCUUGCCGCGUCGCCCUCGGCUGCUCGCGCCCGGCCCCCGGUCUCCCUGUCGCGCUCGGCCCCGAGGGCAUGCGGCAGCAGCAGGGGUCUACGCUCCCGGGCUCCGCGGCGCGGGCGAGCGUGAGCGGUGAGUGGGUUCCCGGAGGGGCGGCCGGCCGGGGCGCAUGGGGAGGCUUUUCGAGGUUGCCUGGCGUCCAGCCCAGGCCCCAGACCCAUUCCGAGUACCUGGGACAGCCUUCUUUGGGCGGUGUGUGGCGCAUCUUGCCCUUUCCGCCUUCUUUUAAAUUUUUUUUUUUAUUUUAGGAGGGAGAAGCAGUCGGGAUGCAGAAUCCGCGUAGCGCCCGCCCCAGCUGUGGGCUGGUGGGCUGGGCGCAGAGGAGCGCAGAGCGGGGCGCAGGCUCCGCUCUGCUUUUGCACAGGUGCUUCUUUUCCAAACUCGGUUUUACAGCCGUCGAUGGUGAACUGAGGUUCUCUCGUGGAGCCUAGGGAUAUAACAUUUUCCAGCCUUCAGUUACUCCCUAGCCUGUGGUGUGUUAGGGAACAGCUCGAACCAAGCAAGGCAUCCAAAGAUUCGGGAAAUGGUUAUUACGAAUUAACUAGUGACACUGUUGGGGGUUGUGCUUUGAGAGUAAGUGACGGUCCCCGCGGUCCCCCUCUCACUACCGGCAGACAAAAGUGCUUUGUUCUGUAGCAGCGUUACUUUAUUGCUUUCCUUCAACAAGUUGCGACUACCUAAAAUGGCUUAGAAAUUUCUCCAGCAAGUACUUUGAGGAGUGACUGUGAGUAUUGGAAACAAUUUAGUCUUAUUAAGGUCAUCAUUUAAACUGCCCUCAAAAGCAUUUUUAAACUGAGUAUUUUCCACGAAGUGUGUUCCUGGUGCUUCGUUACUGUCAUUGUCGUACACUUCUCCCUCCUCACUUCUUUGCUGCCCUGAGUAUUACCUGGCCUUGGAACGUUACUUUAGAAGUUAAGGGCCUCUUAGCUUCUCAAGGUUCCUACUUGCUUUUUGUAAGUCAGAGAAUAAAGUAUAUGCCAAACAGGUGAUCUCUUUACAAGUCGCUUAUUAUUUCAUGCACUGCACAGCAUGUCAUUAAUGCAUGAACUUUUGUGUUGCCAAGGAGAGUUGUUGGGUUUUCCAGUGAACUACCUAUCAGUGGUUGCUAGCCCAGCUUACAGUGAGGAAUUGCAUCCAACUUUGUGUGGUCUGAGUCCUGGGAAUAGAGUUUUCCUCUUUUUUGAACAGAAGUGAUACAGUUAAAAACACACAACCUUGGCUCCACUAACACCAUGCUAGUCUACACAAACUGGGCCAUUCUAAAAAGACCAGCAAGCAAACCCUACCAGUGGGGUUUAUGUACUUGAGAUAAGCUUCUGGACUUGUUUCUUGUGACAUGAGACUGUAUGACUGUAUCAUGUAGGGACUGGACAUCCAAUCAUCUGGAUGUAACUUAUAUUGAUUGUUACUACCAGGUAACUAGGACAAUCGAUUAUUUUGGCACAUUUUCAGGUUUUCUUUUGUCUUUAGAGUUCAAAACUUUGUAGCUUCGAUUAAACGAGAAAUAACACAUUUCUUUUCUAAAUCUGACAAAUGCAUAAAUAGUAGUUACCAGCCUCUUUAUAUCGUUAGAUCAGAUCUAUUUUAGGUAUCUGGCUGUUUUACAAGAUGUUUUAUAGAACAGAUCUGCAUAUGUUUUCUCUGAAUGAAGACUGAAAUGAAAACAUUCCAAUAUGGGAUUAUUUUCAUGUAUGUCCAUCAGAGCCUACUUGAAAAUCUACAUGCUGAUUCUCUCUCAUUUUUCCAAAAUACACAGGCACAGAGGAACCACUGCACACACAGCAUUGUAGCCAGGCAGCAGUCAAGGUACACAUUCUCAAAGUGGUGUACACAUGCCCAAGGCUGGCUGCCUCUCCCCCAAGUUUUUCAUCUUGGAGCAGAAAUCCACCAUAACCUAAGCCCAGCGUCUUAUUUCUUUGGGCCGUGGGCAGGGGGAAUCACUGUAACUUGAAUGGGAAUUACUAUAACUCGAAUUACCCAUUAACCAUUCUCCUUGGACUGUACAUUAGUUCAAAAUGCUCUGUAGCCUGUGAUUAUAACCAGCAGAGUGGUUAAGUCUGAUUGCAAGGUUCUAAAUGGCAGAGCCCAGGCCUAAGGUAUUAUUAAUGUGGUGUAAAGAGAAGAGCAGGGCUUUGCAGAGAGACCAGGCUUUGUUCCAGGCCAGGCUUCGUAACCUUGUAUACUUUGCUUCACCUCUAAGCCUUAAUUUCCUUGUCUGUAAAAAUGAAGAUUAUAUCCACCUCCCAAGAUGAAAAGAGAAAGCACUUAGCAGGGUCUCUGAUAUACAGGAAGUAUUCCUUAUAUGUUGGUUGCCCUCUUUUCCUCCUAGAUAAAGUAUUGACAUUUCUAUAAACAUGGUGCAAAUGUACAUUGCAGUGGUGAGAGUGCAAAGGUAGAUUCCCAAGUCCUUGGUGAUUUAGAGAUGUUCUGCUCGCUUUCCUUACUUGCUUUCCUCCUCCCUUGCCAUGGUCCUUUUGCUCUUCCCUCCAUCAUUUCUCCUGCAGGUACUGAGCUGCCUCCUGUCUGGCCUUGCUGAUCCUUUGUCCCUCAUCCUGGAUUCUGUGUUUAUGUGGAGGAGACCCCUGGAACUUAGUUCUACCGUGGAUGGGAGAGAUGGAGGAUGUUCAGUUCUUCUCCACAAUGAAUGAGUGCUACUAUGAUAAGCAGAUGGACUUUUUUUAUAAUAGGAGCAACACUGACACUGCCGAUGAGUGGACAGGAACGAAGCUUGUAAUUGUUUUGUGUGUUGGAACAUUUUUCUGCCUGUUUAUCUUUUUUUCUAAUUCUCUGGUCAUCGCAGCAGUAAUCAAAAACAGGAAGUUUCAUUUCCCCUUCUACUACCUGUUGGCUAACCUAGCCGCUGCAGAUUUCUUUGCUGGAAUUGCCUAUGUAUACCUGAUGUUUAACACUGGCCCAGUUUCAAAAACUCUGACUGUCAACCGCUGGUUUCUCCGCCAGGGGCUUCUGGACACUAGCUUAACAGCCUCCCUGACCAAUUUGUUGGUUAUUGCCGUGGAGAGGCACAUGUCAAUCAUGAGGAUGCGAGUCCACAGCAACCUGACCAAAAAGAGAGUGACGCUGCUCAUCUUGUUCGUCUGGGCCAUUGCCAUCUUUAUGGGGGCUGUCCCCACACUGGGCUGGAAUUGCCUCUGUGACAUCUCUGCCUGCUCUUCCCUGGCCCCCAUUUAUAGCAGGAGUUACCUCAUUUUCUGGAGUGUGUCCAACCUCAUGGCCUUCUUCAUUAUGGUCGUGGUGUACCUGCGGAUCUACAUGUACGUAAAGAGGAAAACCAACGUCUUAUCUCCGCACACAAGUGGGUCCAUCAGCCACCGGAGGACACCCAUGAAGCUAAUGAAGACGGUGAUGACUGUCUUAGGGGCCUUUGUCGUGUGCUGGACACCAGGUCUGGUGGUUCUGCUGCUCGACGGCCUGAACUGCACGUGGUGCAACGUGCAGCAUGUGAAAAGGUGGUUCCUGCUGCUGGCGCUGCUUAACUCCGUCAUGAACCCCAUCAUCUACUCCUACAAGGAUGAGGACAUGUACAGCACCAUGAAGAGGAUGCUCUGCUGCUUCUCGCAGGAGAAGAACCCAGAGAGGCGGUCCUCCCACAUCCCCUCCGUGGUCCUCAGCCAGAGCGACACGGGGGGCAGCCAGUAUAUGGAGGAUAAUAGCAACCGAGGCCAGGUCUGCAACAAGAGCAGCUCCUAGGCUUCAAUGUCCCUCUGCCUGGCCCAGCCUUCGUCUGGGAGAACUGUUCAGAAUGGUUACCUGUCUCCAACUAAGCCCACAUACAGUGUUAUUUGAGCCCUGAAUGAAUCAUUGGGAAUUUUUUUUUUUAAAUUGUUUUUCAUCAUUUAAAAGCAUGGGCAGGAAAGAGAGGAUACGAUGCAUUUAGAGAAAACGCACAGAAAGAGGGAAGGCAGCACGGUGGAUUCCUGCCUGACAUCCUGUGAACCCCUAGGAGCAUCGCCCACCAGGCCAUGCAUCCCGGGCUCUGCCACCAUCUUGUAGCCAUUCUCUUUGUGUUUCCAAAGGAUGCUGUUAAAGGGCUUAGGCCAAAAUAAAUAAAAAUGUUACUUGAGCCACCUUAUGUAGCUGCUUGGAAAGCCUAUGUAGUUCUUUCUGCAUGCAUUUGAAAUUUUAAAAAAUGCUUCAGCAGUGAUGUUUUUCUCCUCAAACAAAUCAUGGCCAGUAGCUAGGUGUUCAAUAGGAAUCUCAGAAUAACAAACCAGUCAGGGCUCCAGAUUAAUUUACUUGAUUUUUAACUGAAAGAACAUUCUGAGGAAAAAGAUUUACUUUGAAGUAAUAACAAAAAAGGUAAACGUUAAAAACUCUUCUUGCGGGAAAAAGAAAAAGAGGCUUUGAUGUGGUCCUCUCAGUGUGCGUGCGUGUGUAUACACACCUGUAUAUUUACACACUUCGAAUUUGUAUUUAAAGACAUCACAGACAGUGAUGGUGAAAUAAAUUCACUGACCACCCAGACUUUCCAGUCUAGGACUACAGUUGUAGAAAUGACCUGUUGUGCUCUAAAAUAGAAAGAGGUGAUUUGUUUGAAAACAGACAUUCAGCAGGGUAAAAAAAUAUAUUAGCAUGCGGACUGAGUUCCUUGCAUAUAGGAUCAAAUUUGAGCUUAAAUGAGUCUUUCCAGUUCCUUCCAUGCCACUGGUGACUUGUCAGAUUUAGUAUUUAGAAUAAUUUUCACACCUCAUAUUUUAUCCACAAUUAUUGACAUGUUUCCACUACUUGUUUUACUUGUGGAUUGAAGUUUGAUCUGGGUUCUAUUUAAAAGUUUUCUCCUUCAAAGACCUAGGUAGGCAACAUGAAAGGCAAGUCAGUAAGAAAAAAAAAAAAAUUUAUAUACAUAGGCUACUGACCAGAGUUUUCUAUGUAAAGCAUAUAGAGUAUCUUCUGAUUCUAAAAUGAGAAUAACUUCAAGGCAGAUAUUAUAGUAUUUAUGUAGUUUGCAAAAGAAGUUUACAUUUUUUUUUUUUUGCUAUUGUGGUGUAACAUUUAUGUGCAAGAACUACUUGUAAUAAAAGGAUUUGAGAAGUCAUGCUUUUAGAUAUAAUGGCCUAAAAUAGAGAGUAGUAUGAUUUGAAGGUAUAGAUUUCACAAACUGUGUAAUAAGUGGGUCUAUCUGAAGCUUAUACCAAAGCUACCUAUAAAAUAAAAUAA
Molecule: messenger RNA, 5251 nt
Organism: Lagenorhynchus albirostris (white-beaked dolphin)
Lineage: Eukaryota; Metazoa; Chordata; Mammalia; Artiodactyla; Delphinidae
Gene: LPAR3
Product: lysophosphatidic acid receptor 3
Exons: 3
Coding region: 2681-3784 (367 amino acids)
Biological process (GO): G protein-coupled receptor signaling pathway
Cellular component (GO): membrane
Molecular function (GO): lysophosphatidic acid receptor activity
Source: RefSeq, a predicted model, not a curated record